CGAGAUGAGGCCGCGCAAACGUCCCGCGGUCCCCCGCCUCCGACCGCCGUACCGCGCCACUCCACUGCUCCGCCGCGCCAGGUUCCAGGCUUCCAGCCGCCGGGAAGCGUCGAGCCAUGACCUCCGCCGCCGCGAAAGUCGCCGUCAUUGGUGGCGGAAUUUCGGGCGCCGUGUGCGCGUCGCUCCUCGCCGGGCGCGGCGUGGCCGUGACGCUCUUCGACUCCGGCCGAGGCGCCGGCGGGCGCAUGGCGCAGCGGAGGUGCUCGACCAAUUGACUCACUGCAAUUGCCGUGUUCUCACUGAUCGGCUCCAAUUUUUUGGGGGUAUUGGUGGACGUAGGGAGGUGAUGGAGGACGGCACGGAGCUUCGCUUCGACCACGGUGCGCCCUACUUCACCGUGACCAACGAUGAGGUUGCCCAGGUCGUGGGUGGGUGGGAGGCGCGAGGGAUCGUCGCCGAGUGGAAGGCCAUGUUCGCAUGCUUUGAUCGGGCUACCGGCAAAUUCACUGACUUCGAGAAGGAGGGAUCAACUAAGAAGUAUGUUGGAGUGCCAGGCAUGAACUCGAUAUGCAAAUCACUCUGUUCAGAGGAUGGUGUGGUGGCCAAAUUUGGUGUCACUGUUGGCAAGAUGGACUGGCUUCAAGAUAGGAGUUCAUGGUCACUAGCUAGCUUGGAUGGAAAAGAUCUUGGCAAUUUCGAUUAUGUUGUUGCCACCGAUAAGAAUGUGGGAUCACCAAGAUUUUCGGGGUUGACUGGAAGACCACCGCCUCUUGACUUGUCGCUAUUUCCACGGCUGUCUGUAAUGGUUCAAGAUAUCCCAGUUCGUCCCUGUUUUGCUCUUAUGGUAGCAUUCUCAGAGCCUUUGGCUAUGGUACCUGUUCAUGGUUUCUCUUUCAACAAUUCUGAUUCUCUGAGUUGGGCCUUUUGUGAUAGUAGUAAGCCAGGGCGUGCUUGUGUUCCUCCUAACAGACAAUCUUGGGUAUUGCACUCGACAGCUGAAUAUGCUUCCAAGGUAAUAAAUCAUAUUGGCCCACGGAAACCUUCAGUAGAUGCACUUGCUAAGGUGGCAGAGGAAUUAUUCAGGGAAUUCCAGGCAACAGGAUUGAGCAUUCCACAACCAAUAUUCAUGAAAGCUCACAGAUGGGGUGGUGCUUUCCCAGCCAUUGCUAUAGGUGGAGAUGAUAAAUGUGUUUGGGACAAAAGCAUGAAAUUGGCAAUUUGUGGAGAUUUCUGUGCAAGUCCAAGUAUUGAAGGAGCGGUCCUUAGUGCCAUGAGAGGAGCUUCAAAAAUCAUGGGAUGUUUAAACUGUCCAUCAGGGUUGUGACUUGUGAGUUGUAUAUUUAAUCAACUACAACCCCCUGCCCCCUUCUCCAACUCUCUGUAUGUAAUUGUUAUACAAAAUAAAGAAUCAAGCUCCAAGAGGAGCCCUAUUGUUUUGUUGAAUGUUUUGUUACAAAAUAAUAAAUAAAGGCACAUGAAUCUUUCUUUGUUGGA
This is a messenger RNA of Panicum virgatum (switchgrass), 1494 nucleotides long. RefSeq names its product renalase-like. The transcript is spliced from 8 exons. Gene Ontology annotation, molecular function: oxidoreductase activity. The record is from RefSeq and is a predicted model, not a curated record. Lineage: Eukaryota; Viridiplantae; Streptophyta; Magnoliopsida; Poales; Poaceae. The coding region runs from base 5 to 1324 and encodes 439 amino acids.